AUGCAUUUGACGAGUUCAGUGGAUCUGGACCUGAAGGACUUCACAGUACAGCAAUGUCUCGACAUUCUCAACGUGUAUCCGAAUUUGAAGAAUCUCCGCACCGACUUCUCGACAAGGCGUGACCUGUCCUACAACGAGGAGUCUUACAACGAAGAUUGUUCUAUUAUAUCGCAUAACCUCCAGGUCCUUGUUCUACAGUGCGAUAAGGCUUCGGCAUUCGUAGUUAACAAACUGGUGCUCCCUGCUUUGGAACAAUUGGUCUACGAUGACAAGAGUGCCGAGAAUGGAUGCGCGAAUUUCUUAGCUUUUGUCAAACGUUCUUUACCACCAUUAACUCAUUUAGAGAUUACUGGCCAGUGUGCGGAUGACGAUGUAGUGUCGCAUGCUCUCCCUCUUCUUCCCAUGCUUGAGGUUCUCAACCUGGUGUUCUGCAUCGUUUCAGGAUCGUUCUUUGUUCUUCUUUCUAUUCCAAGUGGUGCGGGAAUGGGCAGCAGAUGUAAGGUCGUCUCCAUCGGAACCCAUUCCCAGUCGUCUGAGAUCUGGGAGCUAGUUGUAGAAGGCAAUGCAACCUGA
Molecule: messenger RNA, 573 nt
Organism: Fomitiporia mediterranea MF3/22
Lineage: Eukaryota; Fungi; Basidiomycota; Agaricomycetes; Hymenochaetales; Hymenochaetaceae
Exons: 2
Coding region: 1-573 (190 amino acids)
Source: RefSeq, a predicted model, not a curated record